AUAUCCCCGGCGUUUCAACGCUCCGUUUUGGGAAGAAGGCGUUUUUGUGGGAAAUGAAUUGUUCGUACCCGCAUGUCCUUCAACUAAAGGUUGGGUCAAUGCGGAAGGAUAAAGUUGCCGUCUCGUCCAUGCCAAGCGCUCCAUCCAGCACGACACCAGAUAUUUCCGAAAUUUAUGUAGUCAAAGUCGCGGCACCCGUGCAGAACUCAACGUAAUAGGUAACAGCGCUCGGUGUCUUGAAGAGGAAUCAACGAGGGAAGACCCUUGUCGCAGAUCUCGGAGACCAUGACGAUCAAGAGAGCUAGACGCCUGGAUGGAGUCGUUGAGAUUGACCUCGCCACGUUUUCAAGUCACGAUGGCGUUAACAGGGUCCGACGCGUUACAAAGAUUCCUUACGGCCAACGGGCCCUAAGCGUGCGCGGUCCUGAAAUAGACAUGUUGUUCGUCCCUUGGCUCGACAUAGCUUUGUCGGCCAAACCACGAUGGGAUGGCAGAGGCCAUGGGCCGUGGGUCGUGAGCAUUGGUAGUCAUCUGAGACCCGUGAGCGCGGUGGCUUGGCCGAAGCAGAGCCUAAACUUGAAUGCAGAGCAACGCACCGUCGAUUUGAGAAAGAGCAGCCAACUCCACAAGGGCCGAGGAAGGGGACAUGAUGGCAGCACAUCACUCCAAGUGCCUCCCGGCAAGCCACUGACCGUUUAUGCGCUGGUGCGAACUUUGGGGAAGGAAUCAAGCGACGCACAGCCAGGCCAGUGUGUUGGCUGUACGUCGCGACGUCCAUCAAGGAUGGGCGGGCGUCCAUGUGUGCUGCUUGUGGCGUGGCUGUUGGCCCAUCCAAGAACAGCGUAGGUUGGAUGCAAACUCGCAAACUGCUUGAUGGCAUGAGGCGUCGAUGAGGCCUACAAGCGUCUUGGAGGGAGCAUUAUCAUGAUUGGUCGAGAAGCGGGAUGAGGUCAGUCCUCGAGGGCACGGCGUUGGUUGUGUGACUC
Molecule: messenger RNA, 986 nt
Organism: Colletotrichum navitas
Lineage: Eukaryota; Fungi; Ascomycota; Sordariomycetes; Glomerellales; Glomerellaceae
Exons: 1
Coding region: 286-846 (186 amino acids)
Source: RefSeq, a predicted model, not a curated record